Messenger RNA from Vollenhovia emeryi, 2555 nucleotides. RefSeq names its product protein lethal(2)essential for life (gene l(2)efl). Bases 1402 to 1995 code for a protein of 197 amino acids. NCBI's taxonomy places the organism in Eukaryota, Metazoa, Arthropoda, Insecta, Hymenoptera, Formicidae. Gene Ontology annotation, biological process: protein refolding; response to heat. The transcript has 3 exons. The record is from RefSeq and is a predicted model, not a curated record. Gene Ontology annotation, molecular function: protein folding chaperone.
UUUAAGUAUCUAUUUGAGGAUCAAAAAAUAAUAAUUUGUUCAAGAUUGUUUGAACGUUGCAGCAACAUAAAGAAUCAAUGUACAAACAUUAGCCUAGAUUCAACGUAGAAAAGAUAUUUAUACUUCAACAUUCAAUAUCGCAACGUUUCAGCAACAUUAUUUUAACUUUCUGCUGUAUGGGUUGUUUACCGAGACGUUAUCUUCGAAUUUGUUCACGCGAAGUCUCUCUAUCGCACGAGGGAAAUUAUAUUCGUAAAUUGUAGUGUCUGAUUUAUAUCGUGCGAUGGUUGCAAGACGGUUUAAAUUUACCUUUUUUUUAUAGAGAGAUUUAGCUUUGGUCAGUCUGUCAAAGGGAGCAAUUGAGGUGAAGGUGGAAAAAUUUUUCGCAAAUGUGUGCUAGAUUUUAACGAAGCGAAAGUGCUUAACGUCCGUACAGCACGUGUGAAUUAAUGGAUUCAGUUAACGCGCUCUUACGUUCCCCUAAAACCUAUCGGUUAACCAACGAGUAGCCUAGAUUAAUUAGGACUUAGAAUUAGUAAGGACUGUGUCAAGUCGAUACGAUUGGGACUUAUUUUCGACUGGAACUCUCAUGUCAUAUGCGGCAUCUGCUGACUCAUCCACUCCGAAAUGGAUGACUUGGAUUUCGAUAAGUCUUUUGUAACUGCGAUGUGCUUCGGCCAUGGUGAGAUCUCGUGAUAAAUUUGUUUACGCUAGAAUCGGAUGUGUGCCAGCACGUGUAUAUUGAUAGUAUUCCGAGAUUAAUUCCGAGAGAUUAAUUAUACGCUUAACGAUAAUCCUUAAAUACUUCAGUGUCGAUAAUGCAAGCGAUAAUGCUAACGAGAGAACUAACAAUCAGUAAUAUUAAUGAGUUAUUGCAGCCUUCGUGCAGCCUAAUUAAAACUUAUCGAUCUAUUCUGUAAGAUUUUUGCCCUGUAAGCUCGUUUUAGGCCUUGCAUUUUAUAAGAAGAUUUUCUAUAAGCUCUGUAGCCCCCGUUAGCUCUUUCUUCUUUCCGAUGUUUGCGCUUUCCCUCCAGCUCUACACUACUACAUAACUUACAGAGAUACAGCGUUACAGAGCAUCUUUACAGAAUAGACUCAUUAUAGACGCCGUCGUGUGUGCGCUGUAGUAUCAUAAUUAUGAUACAGUAAAUGCGUACUAUAUAUAUUAGUGGUACGAAUCUUUUCUCUCACUCGUUUUUCAUUCAUUCUUGUUUCUCGCCCGGACCGUCUGGAUUUUAUUUUUUCACUUUCCCUGAAAAAUUCUCCUCUCUUUUUUUUGUUUGUUUUUUUCUUCGUUUGUUUUUCCUUCGUUUGUUUUUCCUUCGGAGUUUUAACGACCCUUUAAAGAUCAAGCGAAAAGCGCCGAUCGAUCAUUAGCGAUUGUCGCGCUGAUGUUCGCAGAUGUCAAUUGUGCCGCUCAUUUUCCGCAAUUGGUGGGACGAAUUCGAGCGUCCCUCGCGGCUUUUGGAUCAGCACUUCGGCACUGGCCUCUACCGAGACGAUCUGAUCUCAAGUCUCUCCGGUCUCGGCAUCGAUCGGCCAGCACGCUCGAUCCUCGGGAAUAGGUACUACCGACCAUGGGGGAACGUGACGCGUCAAAAUUCGAGCGGGACCAGCACGAUCCAGUUGGACAAUGAGAAUUUCCAGGUGAUACUGGACGUGCAACAAUUCUCACCGGAGGAGAUCACGGUGAAGACGGUCGACAAUCACGUCGUUAUCGAGGCGAAGCAUGAGGAGAAGCAGGACGAGCACGGCUACAUCAGCAGACACUUCGUACGCAGAUACGUCCUGCCCCCGUCUCACGACCUCGUCAACAUCACCUCGACCCUAUCCUCGGAUGGUGUGCUAACUAUCACGGCGCCCAAAAAGAACGUGACGCCGGCUGGCACGGAAAGACGCAUCAAUGUUGUUCAAACGGGAGUACCAGCUGCCAAGCCGGUUCCCGUCGAAACAACUGCUACUACCACUAGUACCACCACCACUACCACCGACUGAAGAAUUCAUUAUCCGAUACUCUCAUUCCGACAUUCACUUCGUUCUGUUACUUUCUCGAUUCUGGAUGUGGCGAAACAAUUUUGGAGAAUGACAGAAUCGUGCCGUACCUAACAAUUUUCCAAUUUUGAUUUCACAAAAAUAUAAUUUUCUAGCGCAUAUAAAUAUAUUUUGUUACAUCGUAGAAAUUAUGACGUUCUUGAGUUGCGUAAAUUUCUUUCGCUCGUUUGCGAUUUUUAUCCGAGUUAUCGGAGUAUCUGCCAUCAGUGUGUUAACUUUAGCCUCCGUUUAAUUAACUUUCUCUCCUCGUCUCUUUCUAAUCCUAGUUUUGGAAGAGAGAUAAUUAAUUUCUGAGAGAGACGCAAACAAUUAAACUUAAGAUCCCCGAGAGAAUAGUUAUUUAAUAGCAAGCAAUAACACAAUUUACAAAUGUGUAUAAUUUAAAGAUUAUCAAUUAAAAAGAAGAAAUACCACAACAUUAAACGUUAACAUACGUUUACGCGCUCCCCUUCCUUGUGUUGUUAUUUUCUAAUUUGGACUAUGAAUAAUUACAGCACAAAUAA